ACUCGCACGUGUGAAGGCAAGCCCGGUUCACUUGGGCAUGAGGCCAUUGACGCCCACACCUUUGCUGAAUGGGGAGUGGACUACCUGAAAUACGACAACUGCUACAACGAUGGAACCCCAAACAAGUUGCGCUACACAGUCAUGCGCAAUGCACUGGAGGCCACAGGGAGGGACAUCUUCUUCUCCAUGUGUGAAUGGGGACAGGAUGACCCUGCUCUGUGGGCGUAUGACGUGGCAGACUCCUGGCGGACCACCGUUGACAUUGGGGACACGUGGAGAGCUAUUGGGGAAGGGGAGGGGAAGGAAGGGAUGCGAAGUCAUCUCCCUGCCUGUGUAUAUAUGCAACUUGUUUCGAGGCGUCUCAAAAUUGCGCGUGAUAGGAGUCUAGUUUUGAGGAGUCUCAAAAGUGCGUGAUAGGAGUCUAGUUUUGAGGCACCUCAAAACUAGGAAGGGAUGGGAAGUCAUCUCCCUUCCCGUGUAUAAGCAACUGAGGUCAUUUUUUAUUUGACUCAACGUAAAAACUCGCCUCGAGAGGAAGGGAGAGAUGAGAAGAAGUUUCCCUACUACCUAUGUCCAUGCGAUGUCAAUUCUUCCGAACUUCACCUCUUUAUCUACGUGCAUGUACCCUGCUCCCUCCCUGCAUGCAUGGCACAUGGCACAUGGCACACGGCAUAUGACUCAUGGCACGUGGCACGUGGCAUGUGGCACAUGGCACAUGGCACAUGGCGGCACAUGGCACAUGGCAUGUGGCACAUCCAGCAUGAUUCGGAUUGCAGACCUUAACAACAAGUGGGCCAAGUACGCCAAGCCAGGCGGGUGGAAUGACCCCGACAUGCUGCAGGUGGGGAAUGGCGGCAUGAGAGAGUCGGAGUACCGCGUGCACUUCAGCCUCUGGGCCAUCAUGAAGGCGCCUCUCUUGAUUGGCUGCGACCUCUCUCGUGUAUCAAAUGCGACACUGCGCAUUCUGGGGAAUGAUGAAGUCAUUGCUGUUAACCAAGACCGGCUGGGAGUGCAGGCAAGGAAGGUGCAAGUCUCUGAGGACAGCCUCAUAGAGGUUUGGUCCGGACCUCUGUCUGAGGGUCGGUGGGUGGUAGCCCUGGUGAAUCGCAGCCCAAUAAGCGCGAAGGUGACUGCCCGCUGGAAAGCGAUUGGCCUGAAUCCGGUGCAGCCGAUGUAUGCACGCGACCUUUGGAAGAAGGCAACCAUGGACAAGGUCAUCUCAGGGGAACUGAGCAUUCGAGUUCCAAGCCACGAUGUGAGGCUGUUCCUCAUCUGGCCCGCCACGGAGACUUCGUCCAGCUGACCUUACAGACCAGUCCAACAAUGGCACGUGCAUCAGCAAUAAGCCUUGGGAGAUGUAAAGGUCUGGAUACAUUUUUAAUUAUGACAUUGAAAUGCACUUGGUGGAGAUCAUGUCGUACCAUACCAUACUCUCUACUGGUCGCAUCGUUGUUUUUGUCCAACAUAACAGCUUGCCUGUUGCAUGAACCUAAGCUGUGGGAAGGAGUGAUAAUGAAAUUUGCACCAGCGAGUUAUUUGCGAUAGCACAUGGAUGUAUAUACACGUGAGAGCAAAUC
Molecule: messenger RNA, 1577 nt
Organism: Closterium sp. NIES-67
Lineage: Eukaryota; Viridiplantae; Streptophyta; Zygnematophyceae; Desmidiales; Closteriaceae
Source: the annotation of a GenBank genome assembly